AUGUCAUCAAUCUUUUUAUCUUUCUUGCCAAAAAAGAACAUUCCGUUACCAUUUUCAAAUACUUUACCGCCUAAAACUUCGACACAAACUCUCCAAAAAUUAACACCUAACAAGCGGCCAAUAGAGAAGGAAGAACUCUGGCACAAUUUCGUUAUAUGUGCAUUUGCGUUGACAACUAAAGAAUUGAAAGCGGAAAUUGGCAUAGAACUCACCAAAGAGUUGUCUUCUAUGUGUGACAAAAAUCCUGCUUAUGAAAUCCUGCUUUAG
Messenger RNA from Funneliformis mosseae, 267 nucleotides. The record is from the annotation of a GenBank genome assembly. Lineage: Eukaryota; Fungi; Glomeromycota; Glomeromycetes; Glomerales; Glomeraceae.